Molecule: messenger RNA, 3733 nt
Organism: Danio rerio (zebrafish)
Lineage: Eukaryota; Metazoa; Chordata; Actinopteri; Cypriniformes; Danionidae
Gene: zdhhc3b
Product: zDHHC palmitoyltransferase 3b
Cellular component (GO): membrane
Molecular function (GO): acyltransferase activity; palmitoyltransferase activity; protein-cysteine S-palmitoyltransferase activity
Source: RefSeq, marked provisional
GAAGAAAUCAUCAUUUACAACACACACUUGAGGAGAUACUGGAGGAAACACGGAGGAUGAGGGUGUUUCCCGGUGGGCAGGAUGAAGAGUUCGCCAGCUAACCGCAGUCGGGACAUCGAGCGGCAGGCUGGAUAUCUGCAGCCGGAGCACUGCGCGCCGCCUCCUCCACGCGCACACUCGGCCCACGACAUGUGGUUCAUACGGGACGGCUGCGGCAUUGUGUGUGCCGUCAUCACGUGGCUGCUGGUGCUCUACGCCGAGUUCGUUGUGGUGUUCGUGAUGCUGCUGCCGGCCAGGAGUUUGCUGUACAGCUUCAUUAAUGGAGCCCUGUUCAACAGCCUGGCCUUCCUCGCGCUGGCCUCACACCUCAGAGCCAUGUGCACCGACCCCGGAGCCGUUCCAAAGGGAAACGCCACUAAAGAGUUCAUCGAGAGUCUGCAGCUUAAGCCAGGGCAGGUGGUGUAUAAAUGCCCCAAAUGCUGCAGCAUCAAACCUGACCGAGCACAUCACUGCAGUGUGUGUAAGCGCUGCAUCAAGAAGAUGGACCAUCACUGUCCCUGGGUCAACAACUGUGUGGGGGAAAACAACCAAAAAUACUUUGUGCUUUUCACCAUGUACAUCGCUCUGAUCUCUCUUCACGCUCUCCUCAUGGUGGCUUUCCACUUCGUCUUCUGUUUUGAAGAAGACUGGGCCAAGUGCAGUUCCUUCUCUCCGCCGGCGACCGUCAUCCUCCUCAUCCUGCUGUGCUUCGAGGCUCUGCUCUUCCUCAUCUUCACCGCCGUCAUGUUCGGCACGCAGGUUCACUCCAUCUGCAACGACGAGACCGGCAUCGAGCAGCUGAAGAAGGAGGAGCGCCGCUGGGCAAAGAGGUCUAAGUGGAUGAACAUGAAGGUGGUCUUCGGGCACCCGUUCUCCAUGUCCUGGAUGAGUCCCUUCGCCACGCCGGACCACGGCAAGGCAAACCUCUACCAGUACGUGGUCUGACACUGACCCCAGACCACACACACACUCACACACACACACACUCCUGCACUGUGAACCACUGACAGCACGUUUCUCUGAGACGGAGAUUUCUGAGGCCUUGACCGCGAGACUUUCUGAGCGCACCAGCCCGACUCAAUCACUCCAGUGUGUCUGAUCACGAACGCCUUCGUCACGUCUGCUGCUUACUCUCCUCGAUCACCGAGCGCUCGCUUCACAUGCACACUAAUAUGCCCCUCUGAGCUAGAGUUUCAUCUGGUUUCCACUGCACAAACGAUUCUUGAUUGAUGCAUUUGUUGAACAAGUAAAACAUUUUCAGAAAGAAAGCAUCAGAAUAGAGUCAGCUUUUCAUUAAAACAAGCAAAAUAAUCUGUCAGUGGAGCAAGAAACAUAAUGAAAAGUGACAAUAACAUUAUUCUGCUUGCCCCAUCAGUGGAUUAUUUAGCUUGUUUUAAUGCAAGACUCCCUUCAUUUGACUCAUUAUUAAUGAAUGCAAUGCAAUGCUUCUUAAUCUAAGAGUUUUUCGAUAUUUGGACCAGAAACGAGACUAAACUCUAAGUAAGACGGGCGUUUUCGCAGUGUUCAGUGACGGAUCUUUUUCGUUGCCAAAUUUGAUUCCUCUCAGGAAAGAGAGAAGCUGGAGAGUCUGCAGUAGCACAGGAUUUCUCUUCAUCUCCUGCUCAUGAAUGAGUGGAUAUUAUAAAGUCAUAUUACACACCAAAAUCUGCUUUUCGUUUGUCAAUUGUGGCACUAUUUGCUUGAUGUUCCUCAAAUUAAAUAGUGUAUUUUACCAAAACAACAAUUCAGUAAUAUUGAUGCUGGAUUCUCUCGACUUUAGGAGGCUGUUUUAAAGGGCACCUAGGUCACCCCUUUUUUUGAUAUUUAAUUGAAGUCUUUUGUGUCCCCAGAAUGUGUCUAAAGUUUCAGCUCAAAACAGCCAUCAGAGUAUUUAUUUUAGCUGUCUGAAGUGUCUGUAUUAUAGCUGGGAAAGGGUUGUUGCUGUAUUUUUGCACUGGGCCUUUAAGGCGAGUCAUCCCCGCCCACCGUUCCCACGUGCCUAUCAGCAACGUGCCUCAAUCGCCGUAAUUUCCAUAGAAAAUGAACAUUUUUCUAAGCCUCUUUUGUUUAUGUUGAGAUAUUUCACAUUAAAGACCGGGAAAAGGACUUAUUCUUUGCCAUAAAAGUCAAAUUACUGAACAUACACACUGCAGCCUGAUAAAAAUACUAAUUUUAGAGGAAAAUUUCAGACGACAUUUAGAGGUGUUUGCAUCUGAACUCUUCAUAUACACACACACACACACACACACACACACACAUUUCUCAGUACUUUUAAAGACAUUUUUACUGAAUUGCAUUCAAACAUACAAAUAUAAAUACAUAUAUAUAUAAUAAUUGUCAUUGUCUUUCAAAUAAUGCCUGUGAAAUUGUGUCUUUCAGUAUGAUGUCUUAAUAUUUUCUGUUGAUCUUUAUUUGUUUUUGUAAUAUGAAUUAUAUUCAAUUAUAGUUUUCAUUACUGAUUACACAAUUUUAUUCAGACAAAUCUGCAAAUCGACAUGACAAUAAAUGCUGAUGUUUGCGUGUGUACAUGUCUGUGUAUAUACAGUUGAAGUCAGAAUUAUUCGCCCCCUGUUUAUUUUUUCCCCCAAUUUCUGUUUAAUGGAGAGCAGAUUUCUUCAGCACAUUUCUAAUCAUAAUAGCUUUAUUAACUCAUUUCUAAUAACUGAUUUAUUUUCUCUUUGCCAUGAUGACAGUAAAUAAUAUUUAACUAGAUAUUCGUCGAGACACUUCUAUACAGCUUAAAGAGACAUUUAAAGGCUUAACUAGGUUAAUUAGGGUAACUAGGCAGGUUAGGGUAAUUAGGCAAGUUAUUGUAUAACAGUGGUUUGUUCUGUAGACUAUUCAUUUUCUUGUCGGCUUAGUCCCUUUAUUAAUCCGGGGUCGCCACAGCGGAAUGAACCGCCAACUUAUCCAGCAAGUUUUUACACAGCAGAUGCCCUUCCAGCUGCAACCCAUCACUGGGAAAGUUCUGUAGACUAUCAGAAAUAAAUAGAGCUUAAAGGGGCUAAUAAUAUUGACCUUAAAAUGGUGUUUGAAAAAAUUAAAAACUGCUUUUAUUCUAGCCGAAACAAAACAAAUAAGACUUUCUCCAGAAGAACAAAUAUUAUCAGACAUACUGUGAACAUUUCCUUGCUGUUAAACAUAAUUUGGGAAACAUUUUAAAAAUAAAAUUUAAAGGGGGAAGGGGCUAAUAAUUCUGACUUCAACUGUGUGUAUAUAUAUACACAAACACACACACACACACACACACACACACACACACACACUGUAUGAAAUGCUGAGCUCCACACAAUUCCUUCAUGUUGUCAACACAACACAAAUAGAUUCAGUUAACUUAACUUAAUUGUCUUUACAAAUUGAAGGCUCAAUGAUAAGCACUGUGGCCUCACAGCAAGAAGGUCGCUAAUUCAAGCCUCGGCUUGGCCAGUUGGCAUUUCUGUGUGGAGUUUGCAUGUUCUCCCUGUGUUGGUGUGGGUUUCCUCGGAGUGCUCUGGUUUCCCCCACAGUCCAAACACAUGCGCUAUAGGGGAAUUGAUCAACUAAACUGGCCGUAGUGUAUGAGUGUGUGUGUGUGUGGGUGUUUCCCAGUACUGGGUUGCAGUUUGAAGGGCAUCCGCUGUGUAAAAUCAUAAGCUGGAAUUGUUGGCAGUUCAUUCCACUCAUUCAUAAAACAAUGAAGUUGUCCAAAAAAAAA